This is a messenger RNA of Lytechinus variegatus (green sea urchin), 777 nucleotides long. RefSeq names its product dynein light chain Tctex-type 4-like. The transcript has a single exon. Gene Ontology annotation, cellular component: cytoplasm; cytoplasmic dynein complex. The record is from RefSeq and is a predicted model, not a curated record. The coding region runs from base 1 to 777 and encodes 258 amino acids. NCBI's taxonomy places the organism in Eukaryota, Metazoa, Echinodermata, Echinoidea, Temnopleuroida, Toxopneustidae. Gene Ontology annotation, biological process: microtubule-based movement. Gene Ontology annotation, molecular function: dynein intermediate chain binding.
AUGGCAGCUGCCCUGAAGCAAGUAAAGGCCAACCCUUCCACAGUGGCAUCUGACAAGACGGAGAGUAUCUCUGGAGCUUCGGGAGGCGACGGACCUUCCGUCAAGGUUGGUGGGAGUGACGGUGGAAGAGUUGGUGGUGAUGGGAGCGACAAUGGAUCAGUUAUAGGAAGCAGUCCUCACAGUGACUCCAGUAAACCAAGCAACGGUGGGAAGCCGGUAAGAAAGCUCUCGCAGUGGAGCCUCCUCAAGAAGAAGCUGAAUAUUCGCAAUGGCGUCGCGGUCAGCGGAAGUGUAGGUGGUGGCAGCGGUGGGAUCAAAGGAACACUGUCCCUUGGAAACCCACUCCUCAUCCGCACUGCCUCCAAGAAGUCAAUCCUAACCAGCACAAGCAACAACUACAACUCUGCAGAGUCCGUACGACUCGAGAACACCUACCAGUUGGGACCCGACAGACAGCACACCUUUCGUCCGUUGCGCGUCCAGCAUGAAGUCGAGCUACUCUUGGACCAGAUCUUGGAGAAGGAGAGGUACGACCCCUCUAGGAGUGGCUUUCUGACAGUCCGUAUUGCAGAAGCUGUCAAGGAUAGGGUUAAGACUCUAGGGUUCGUGAGGCACAAGUUGGUCGUCCAGACCAUGCUCAGUUCGGCAGGAGGACAGAGUUUUGAGAUUGCCAGCCGAUGUCUCUGGAAUGCCGACACCGAUAAUUACACGACGGCAGUUUAUCAGAACCCCACCCUCUUUGCAAUAGUGUCAGUGUAUGGAUUGUACUACGAGUGA